Molecule: messenger RNA, 6933 nt
Organism: Rhinichthys klamathensis goyatoka
Lineage: Eukaryota; Metazoa; Chordata; Actinopteri; Cypriniformes; Leuciscidae
Gene: dlc1
Product: DLC1 Rho GTPase activating protein
Exons: 18
Coding region: 313-5412 (1699 amino acids)
Biological process (GO): actin cytoskeleton organization; regulation of Rho protein signal transduction; signal transduction
Cellular component (GO): membrane raft; focal adhesion
Molecular function (GO): protein binding; lipid binding; GTPase activator activity
Source: RefSeq, a predicted model, not a curated record
ACCUCUUCAAAGCAGGAAUUGUUUGGACCAUAGAGAAGCUGUUGACCCCUGGAGACACAUGACCUUGACGUCCUGGCUGGCUUGAGAACAGAGCUAGCUGUGUCAGAGGGUGAGCUCACCACACGACGGGGAGAGUGGGUAACUGACCGCUCCAUCGCCACAGACGAACGGUACCAACACGGGGUGACACACUCACAAGGCCAGAGGAAAAGGAGGACAAGAGAAGAAUCGUUCAGAAGGACCUGUAUCUGGUUUUGUGCUUUCCGUGGGUUGUAAUAAUAAGGCUCUAUGGGCUAGCAGAGGGAUCUGGCCAUGCCUGUUGCCGUUCAUAAAAGAAGCUGGGAGGAUCAUGUGAUCCCACGCACAGGAUUACAGUACAGCUAUGAUGACCUAGACUUGGUCUGCUGCCAUGUGCGGUACAGGCGUGGCAGGUGUGCCUCGAUGCCCGAGUGUGGUCAUCGCCAGCCUUGGACUUUAUCCUGCCCUGAAAAUGGUAGUGGAGAUGGAAUGAAAAGGAUGGAGAAGAUAGUACAGAAGUUUCAGGGUGGAUCUCAACCUAACUGCGAUGGUGCAAAGGGCCGAACAUUGAUGCCUGGCGAUACUGUCAACGAGACAGCACGGCACAAGAGUGACCAAGAUAGUAGGCUACCUUCAGACAACUUGGCAGAUCAAGAUGAAUUGCAGUGUUCUGCUUCGGGAAAUUUGCAAGCUCACAAUGGAGAUCCAGAUAAUAAGGAACUAAACAAGGAUAAAGUAUCUUCUCCCCAUAGCCUGACACAUUCUGUGCCUACUACCACAGUAUUGGCUCAAACAGAGGGAACGAACGAUUUAUCAUCUGAGUUAAAGGACAGUAUCUCCUUAAACAAUUCUUUCAAAGUUGACUGUUCUGAGCUGACUUCUACCAAAAGUGGAACUUCUGUAGAAAAUAUAGAAUCAUUAGUGAAGGUCACUGUGAGUAGUCAGAUGUUACUUGAGCACAUGAGUGUCACAAGCGGAAUUACAGACAUAACUAAUAAACCUCCCACCUCUGACUCACAACAGAAAUCUGCUGACCAACACAUUAUUGUGGAAGGACAUUGUUGUGAAAUGUCUGAACAGACGAUUUUAACAUCUGGCAAAGUUGAAUGCUCAUGCACAGAUGAAACUAUGAUCCCAAACUUUUUAUCAUCGUCAACUUCUCAAGAAACUCAUCACAUUCCAGAAGCUAGCUUAGAUGCUAAUAAAGCAAGUAUAGUGUGCAAACAUCACAUAGUGACUCAAAGUCUACAAGACAAUGCAAAUCAGGGUGAUGGCAUUUUUAAAUGUCCUGAUCAUGUGGUGUUAAAGGAUGGAAGUUUUAAAACACCUGCUUGUGAAACUUUUCAACUGGAACCAUCUGGGAAAACUGACACAAUGGAGACAUGGCAUGAUUGUUCCUCAAAACUCCAGACCAUCCAUGAGGGGUCCUUUCCUGAAUCUGGAGAUGAUGCUUCUGCUCAGAUAUCGGCAGAGAUGCCAGAACAUUUAACAUGUACAGACUCAAACACCAAUAACUGUGAGAAUUUGACAAACUCAGAGGAUCAAAACUCAAGGCUAAAGGAGACAACUAGAGGAGAUCCUCAACCUGAGGGACUCUAUGAGGAACUUCAGAGAUAUCAAAAUACAAAUACAGCCAAGGAACCUGAGAUUGACCCAAAAGCUGAAAGUUCCCUUGUCAAGCUUCGUACAAGCAAGAGCUCACGGGAGGAGAGGGAGAAGGAAAGGUCACGUUUGGACUCCAUGGUUCUGUUAAUAAUGAAGUUGGAUCAGUUGGACAAAGAGAUUGAAAAUGCUCUAAGCUCCUCCCUCAGUGGCACUCCCAAUUUAAAGAGGCGGAUCAUCUCUGAAGUUGAUUUAGAACCGCUGGAUUCAGCAGGAAGUCUUUCAGUCUCCUCCCAGUCUCUAAACACCCCACUUUAUCGCUCUUCAUCAUCACUGUCCUCUUCAGGACCCUCUGGAACUUCUGGGGCUAGACCAAAAAAUGAGACCUCUGCUGUACUUUCUGAGAAAGACAGAGCAGAAAUAGAGGCGAAGGAGGCAUGUACAUGGCUGAGGGCUGCAGGUUUUCCACAGUAUGCUCAGCUUUAUGAAGAUGGUCGGUUUCCGAUUGAGAUUUCAUCAGUUACCAGAGAUCAUGACUUCUUGGAUCAAGAUGCUAUAGAAGCCUUGUGCAGGAGACUGAACACCCUAAACAAGUGCGCUCUUAUGAGAUUAGAGAUCACCCCUCAAAGAAAGAGAAGUGAGGACUCUGAUGAGGAUGAGCCAUGUGCCAUAAGUGGCCGUUGGACUUUCCAGCGUGACAGCAAGCGUUGGUCCCGUCUGGACCAGCUGGACCUGGAUGUAUUCUCCCCUCCAGCUGGAGAUACUGGCCCCUUCACUCCCUUCCUUUCCCAAGAUGAGCGUUUUGCCAGAGGACCCCUUCUAAAGGAGGGAGUUAAUGCUAGUGCUGAGAGCAUUUUGACGGAUCUUAGUGAGCAGCCAGAGGUGGGUUCUCUGCACAGCGCUGGUAGUGGAGGUCGAGGUGGGUCCCUGAGUACCACCGUACCAUCCAGUCCUGCAACAACCAUCUCCAAUGUUAACACAGCCACCACAACCAGGGCGAGCUCAGUUGCUAGCGUUUGCUCCUCUGGAACGUCGGGUGCCAAUGAAGACUCCCUGUCUGAUGGGCUUCCAUCGCCGCUGGAACGCGGCAGCUUUCCAUUUGAUCUAAAACCAAGCUUGAUAGGUGGUGGCGCUGAAAAAAGCACACGUUCAAGAGCAAAGAGCUUCUUGAAGCGCAUGGAAAGCUUGCGGCUACGCACCAGCAGCAAUGCAGCCUCCAAGCGCAAGAAGAAAGCUGUAGCUGGGCAAGGCAGGCUUGAGAUCAGUGGGCCAGUGCCGAAAGAGGGUCUUGACGAAGACAAACUGCGACGCCUCAACUGUGUAGACAUUGCAACUCUGGAUCGCAAUGCAAACCGAAACAUCUCCUAUUCAACGCAGACAAGCAGUGGGAGUGCAGGGAGUAGCCAGUCAGAGGCCAGCAGUGGGAGCGCUGUAAGUACGCCCAGUCCGGUCUCAAGAGCACGUAGUCACAGCACAGCAGCUGGGUCCACCAAGAGAGGUGGUAUGUAUCUGGAAGGCUUCGACCCAUUUAAUUUCGUUGUGCUGAAACCUUCGCUAGACCAAGAAGGAAAGCAGAACCACCAGACCCAAAGUAAGAGGAUGGAGCCCAGCUCAACUGCCGAGAACAAUCGACGCAACCGUCAGAGUUCAGAUAAUAGACAGACGGAGGAAGAAGAGAGUCGAGAAGAGGAAGGAGGUGUAAUCUUCUUUUAUUUGCCUGAAGGCCACAAGCCUGGCACUUUUCCUAAAGCACUUGCGGAUGGAGGAUCCUAUCGUAGUGGCGACAACAACUUAAGUCGGCGCCCACCCCGGAGGGGCUCUGCCACCUCACUAGACAGUCGAUUGAGUGUCUAUGAUAAUGUUCCUUUCUCAGAAGUGGGAGAUGAUGAAGACGAAGCAGAAGGAGAGGAUGAGCCAAAACUUGAGGACGUGUUGGAGCGAGUCAGUGGCCUGCAGCAACUGGUCAAUGCCUGGUCAGAAACAGGAACUGGGGAAGAAGAGGAGGAUGAAGAGGAAGAGGAAGGGGAUUCAGAUUCAGCCCUUGAUUCUGCAUCUCCUUGUCCAUCAUCCCCACUGCAGAACCACUUAGAAGAGACAGAGAAUGGAAGUGACCAGGACAGCACUGGAAACCCGCUAGCAGAAAGGGAUGAGACACUCAGCUCGCGUGAAAGAUGUGACUCUGGUGUGGGAGCAUCACUUACACGAACCAACAGACCUCAGAAACUGCGCUGGCCAAGUUUCCAGAUCUCCCACAGGCCAAGUCUGUCGUCAAGAGUGCUACAAGUUGGAUGUCAGUCAGUUUUGCAGAUGAACCUCCUCCAGAAAUACAGCCUGCUCAAACUUACUGCUCUACUGGAGAGAUACACACCCACCAACAAGCAUGGCUUCAGCUGGGCUGUUCCCAAGUUUAUGAAGCGGAUCAAGGUUCGAGACUAUAAAGACAGGAGUGUGUUUGGUGUUCCACUGCAGGUGAUAGUUCAAAGGAGCGGACAACCCCUGCCUCAGAGUAUUCAGCAAGCCAUGCGUUACCUACGGAGCCAAUGCCUCGACCAGGUGGGGUUGUUUAGGAAAUCAGGGGUGAAGUCACGUAUCCAAGCCCUUCGCCAAAUGAACGAAUCAUGUGGUGCUGGUGGGGGCGGAGUCAACUACGAGGGCCAAUCAGCUUAUGACGUGGCUGACAUGCUAAAGCAGUAUUUCCGAGACCUUCCGGAGCCUCUGCUUACCAGCAAACUGUCUGAUACCUUUCUGCAAAUAUAUCAAUACGUACCCAAAGAGCAGCGUCUGCAGGCAGUGAGGGCCGCCGUGUUGCUUUUACCGGACGAGAACCGAGAGGCCCUUCAGACUUUGUUGUGCUUCCUGAGUGAUGUAACAGCCAGCGUGGGUGAAAACCAGAUGACCUGCACUAACCUGGCUGUGUGUUUGGCACCCUCUCUUUUCCACCUCAACACACUGCGGAGAGAGAGCUCCUCACCCAGGGUCAUGAACAGAAAGAACACCUUGGGAAAACCAGACCAAAGGGACUUGAACGAGAACCUGGCGGCCACACAUGGCUUAGCACAUAUGAUUCAGGAGUGCAGAAAACUCUUCCUGAUCCCAGAAGAGAUGUCAUGCUGUAGGAACUCUUACGUGGAGCAGGGCUUAAGUCCCAUGCGGAUGGAGGUGUUGGUGGAAGACUGUGGGUCCUGUAGCUACCAAAGUCUGCUCAAAGACAGUAUUGAUGCCCUGCUUAAAGAAGCCAAGGACAAAUUCAAAGGUUAUGACAGCUGCUCGACUCCAGAGAACGCCGAACUUGCAUAUAAGAAGGUUCAGGACGGGUCGUCUUUACGGCAGUGGAAAGUGUGCGUGGACGUGCCAGCGCCCGCUGAGGACGUGUUACAGCGGAUUCUGCGGGAACAAGAACACUGGGAUGAGGACCUGUUAGAGUGCAGGACUGUGGAGGCACUAGAGCAUAACACAGAAGUCUAUCAGUACGUCAGGAACUCCAUGGCGCCCCAUCCGCCAAGAGAUCACGUGGUGCUCAGGUCGUGGGUGACAGACUUGCCCAAGGGAGUGUGUGCUUUGGUGUGUGUGUCGGUGGAUCAUGAGAGUGCGGCGGCGCUGGGUGUUCGUACUAACGUUCUGACCUCUCGCUAUUACAUCGAACCCUGCGGAUCCAACAAGAGCCGUCUCACACACAUUUCCAGAAUAGACUACAGGGGUCGUUGCCCUGAAUGGUACAAUAAGCUGUAUGGUCACCUGUGUGCUGCAGAGGUGGUGAGGAUACGAGACUCCUUCACCUGCCUGGACAAAUAAACACACACACACACACACACACACACACACACACACACACACCUGGUGUGCACUUUGACGUUUCAUUUCACCUCUCAACAAACUCUUGCAUUAGAGAGGAAGAUUAUUUUAAACUCCCUUAACACACGAUCUGAGCCCUUAGGUGAUACGGACUGUCAACUGUGCCGAAAUCAACAAGCUACAUUGGUCAAAGUUCUUGCCAUUUUGAUUGCCAUCAAAUGACAAGCCUGAAAGACUGGAAAUAGGCGUUCCUGCUGCUAUGACAUCAUCAUCCUUGACGUCACAACGCUUGACCUUGUUACUGAAUAUGCCAUAGGGUGACUACAUGAGAUGGGAGGUGCUUUUGCUUCUGAGAAGCAAGUAUGUGUGUGUGUAUUUUUGAAUGACUGUGGAAGUGAGCAUAUGAAUAGUGUGUCUGAUGUUUAUGUGUGUGUAUUAUUGACAAAUGAGACAUAUUCUAUGCACUGGCACCCGCUGCAAAACAGUGUUUAUACCUAUUCCUGUGUGCAUCACUGUUACAUAGUAUCUGCAAAGCUGUGUACAGUGCUUUCCUUAUAGAGAAUGGACAGAUGGAUGGAUGAAUGGAUGGACAUGACAUGUUUGUCUAUAGACAAGACAGAAGGUGGUGGCUGGCACACCUUUGAAAGGAAGACAGGAAAUGUGUGAUGGAGAAAAAGAAGGUUCCAACAGCACCAAAACCAAAGCUGAGACCAAUAUACCGAUGGACCAAUUCUUCAGGAUUCCACACAGGACUCCAAAGAAGAACAUACAGUUUACUCACCUCGAGGCCUGUGAUUGGUCGAGAUCAUUGCUGCAAACCAAUUAAAUUCAUGUGAGCUCAACAGUCUUGGCCAUUUAACAUCUCUAGUCCUGGGAAAAGAGCCUUACGAAAAAACUGAAAGGAUAGGAAAAGUUUUUUGUUUGGGUUGGAUGUUCAGGUUUGAUUAUAGGGGCUACCAAGCCGGAAACUUUGUCAGAGAAUGGUAGAGAAUGUAUGAGGAGAAGUGAUGUCUGUUUGUUUUUGUCAGUGUUAACCAGAAAUGAAGUAAAAGUCUAAAAUUGUAACAAUGCUUGCAUUUACACUUAAAUAUAACCAGGCCUGCGGUCACACAGCGAAUCAGAGUAGGAGUGCUGAAAUCAUCCAACACAGUUCUUUCUGACGUGAUGAGUCCAGUAUUCCUAUUGAGGCGCUUUAUGACGGACGGUCCUGGGUUUGAUGUCUCGAUUUAUUACUACUUACGUGCCUGUCCACGGCGGUGUAUCAUAAACGUGUGUAAAUUAAGCGUAUGCUGCCAAACAGAGAAUAACGCAUGACAAUGACAGUUAAUUUAAACGCCUCUGUAUUUAUAUCACUCAUAUCUUGUUUUUGUAUGUAUCUUAUUUUAUUGUAAAUGUUACACUCUAAGUUACAGAAAUGAGAAAGUUGUUUAUCUUUUUUAUUAUUAAUGUUAUUUCUGUACAGAUUAAUCAUGGUCAAAAUGCACUAUUAAAUGUAUUAAAACAGCAUGAAUGGCUUCCAUC